UCCACAAAGACACAUAGCCUAUGUCAUGGCUCUUAUAAGCAUGUAUUCACAGAGAUUAAAGGGAGAGAGAGAGAUGUAUUAUAGUCCAAAUAUAGAACCUUCUUUCUAGUCUAUCUAUCAAAAUCUAAUCUAUAAAUUGCUCAACGUAGUGUCGGCUUUUCACUUUCAAUUUCUUAAAUCUAGAACGUUCUUUCUUUUCUUUUCUUUUCUUUCUCUAAUAAUAAUCUUUGAUAUGGCAUCUCAAGCCAGCCUUCUCCUUCAAAAACAGCUCAAGGAUCUUUGUAAACAUCCUGUGGAUGGGUUCUCUGCUGGGUUGGUUGAUGAAAACAAUAUCUUUGAAUGGAGUGUUACCAUUAUCGGACCGCCUGAUACACUUUAUGAAGGGGGAUUUUUUAAUGCCAUUAUGAGCUUUCCAUCCAAUUAUCCAAAUAGCCCUCCUACGGUUAAGUUCACCUCAGAGAUAUGGCAUCCUAAUGUUUACCAGGAUGGGCGUGUUUGCAUUUCAAUUCUUCAUCCACCAGGUGAUGAUCCAAACGGCUAUGAGCUUGCAAGUGAGCGCUGGAUGCCUGUCCAUACAGUUGAAAGCAUAGUACUGAGCAUCAUAUCAAUGCUUUCCAGUCCGAAUGACGAAUCUCCCGCAAAUGUUGAAGCUGCAAAGGAAUGGAGAGAUAGGAGAGAUGAUUUCAAGAAAAAAGUUAGCCGCUGUGUGAGAAAAUCGCAAGAAAUGUUGUGAUCCUUCACUUAUGCGUCUUCUCUGUCCGUGUGUGCCAAGAAAUGUCAGAAUUUAUUAUGGGUGGGGUGUGGGAGGGAGGGGGACGGGAUCAGUGGGUAAUUUGUUAUCCUUGUAGAACACAUUUGAGAUUCUCACUCCUGUCUCUACAUUUACCUUUUCCUUUGCUUGGUCAUUGUUACAACUCAAGAACAUUGUUGUACUUUAAAUAUAUUUUGGUUAGUGUUAUGCUCAAGAGUUCUUGUGAUUA
Molecule: messenger RNA, 980 nt
Organism: Ricinus communis (castor bean)
Lineage: Eukaryota; Viridiplantae; Streptophyta; Magnoliopsida; Malpighiales; Euphorbiaceae
Product: ubiquitin-conjugating enzyme E2 7
Exons: 6
Coding region: 233-733 (166 amino acids)
Biological process (GO): protein polyubiquitination; ubiquitin-dependent protein catabolic process
Molecular function (GO): ubiquitin conjugating enzyme activity
Source: RefSeq, a predicted model, not a curated record